UUAACAUCAUAAUUUCAUUCCUUGAUCCUAAUCUCAAUAUUUCUUCAAUCCCUCUUCAAAAACGUCUCAAUCAUGGCCGGAGGAAGAUCAAAGUCUAAGGCUUCCAAGAAGAAAAGCACCGUCGAACCCUUGACCUCUACGCCUCAACCGUUCCCCUACCUGGAUGGAUCAUUUCUUGAGUUCGGGUCGGAGGAAGAACUCACACGCUUCCUCACUCACUUUGCCAAGCGCCCGAUAUCUCCACCUCGCGUGCUCCCCGAGUUGUUUCCCCAAGACAAAGGGUACCACGACCUCGACAACCAACUCCAAGCGUCGGGUUUGUGGCCAUUCGUCUCCAAGAGCCGCUCGAGCUUCAAUCCCGCCUUUGUCCGGGCUUUCUAUUCCAAUCUCCGCCGUGACGGGGACACCAUUCGCAGCAGCAUCAAUCUCUACGACAUAGAGAUUGAUUUGCCCACCUUCGCUCGGGUCGCAGGGCUGCCCAUCCGCGGUGACGACAUCGCAACCUAUGGUGGCGACGAUUGGAUCCUCAACAACGAGGCGGUCGUCAUUCGUGAGCUUGGGAUCACCCGCUUGAUCCGCCACAGCGGCGCACCGACGAUUCACUCGGCCCCACCGGACAAGCGCCUCCUCCUCUACAUCAUCACCCGGAUUCUCCGCCCCCGGGACAGCAGCCAUACCUCGCUCUUCAACGAAGACUUGAAGGCGAUUCAUGCAAUCAUCCACGGCGCCUCCAUCAACUGGGCGAAAUUCGUGAUGAUCCACAUGGCGGAUUGCGCCUCCAUCGCUACUGAGCGGAGCUUGCCAUACGCCUUCCUCGUCAUGGACCUCAUCAUCUCCGCCGACAUCUCCAUCGCCGGCCCGGAUACGAAGAUGACAAAGAUUUGGAUCAUCCAAGACAGCACCUUCCGGAAGAAGUCCGGUGACGAAACCGGCGCUGGACCGAGUCGUGCCCGUGCCCCUGCCCCUGCCCCUGCCUCCGCUCCCGCCAAGGCCUCUCUGCAAUCCAUAGCCGAUACUCUGAAUCGGCUAACCCUCACAGUAGACGGCAUGGGGCAGUCAAUCGAGCGGAUGGACUGGACGCUGCAACGCCAACACCACGACAUGACGGCGUUCUUUCGCGGCGUCAACUACGUCCCGCCGCCCUUUGACAGCACCUUCCUCGGCCAAAACUAUGAAGGCGAAGACGAGGAGGAUAACUCCUAUGCACCAUCCUCCUCCCCCGACGAGGCCGAUUUUGAGGACGCGGUCGACAGGGAUCCCAUGGACGUUGAGGACGACGAAGAAGACGAUGACGCCGAGGACGAGGACGCCGCUGCCUAAACUCUUCUUUCUUUUCCUUCCUUCCUAUGAUUAUUUUUUUAAUUAUUUCCAUUCCGUUGUAUUCCGCAUCUUCUCCUUUUUCAUGAAUAAAAGUUUACUUUUUAC
Messenger RNA from Cuscuta campestris, 1425 nucleotides. The record is from the annotation of a GenBank genome assembly. Lineage: Eukaryota; Viridiplantae; Streptophyta; Magnoliopsida; Solanales; Convolvulaceae.